Molecule: messenger RNA, 4109 nt
Organism: Melampsora larici-populina 98AG31
Lineage: Eukaryota; Fungi; Basidiomycota; Pucciniomycetes; Pucciniales; Melampsoraceae
Exons: 6
Coding region: 1-3858 (1285 amino acids)
Biological process (GO): regulation of DNA-templated transcription
Cellular component (GO): nucleolus
Molecular function (GO): transcription factor binding; rDNA binding
Source: RefSeq, a predicted model, not a curated record
AUGUCAGCUGAGAUCAUGUCCCUCUUUGGGCCAUUAUCUAACCCUCAUCUCAAUCAACGUAUCUCUGCUGCUUGCUCAAUAGUCUCUUCUUUAGCUCCUACUCAAUCAAAUCAAAAAACUCAAGAUGAUACUCAACUUGUCGAUGACGCUGACUUUCAAUAUACUAUCAAACGUUUGGUUCGUGGUCUGGCUAGUCCUACUGUUGGGGCUCGUUUGGGAUUCUCAGUGGCUUUAACUGAAAUUCUUUCAAAAUCUCAUCAUGUAUCAGCUCAAUCAGUUUAUUCUCUCUUAAUCUCAUCAACGGAAAAUCAAGGUGGAAUGAAAGCAUCUGAAGAACGUGAUUUAUUAUUGGGUAGAUUAUUUGGAAUCAAAGCUAUCGUUUCAUCGGGUCUUAUCUUCAGGUCUUCAUUAGAUUCCGAUUCUCAACUUAAAAUCUGGAAUUCAUUAGUGGAUGACUUGAACUCAUUAACUCGUAGACGAUCUUGGUUAGCUGAAAGUGCAGGUUGGGUACUUACCUGUGGUAUGCUUCAAAACCUAUUGGCUCGUUCAGAACCUAUUUCUUGGAAGGAGACUGCGUUGAAAACUUUAGUAGAAAAAAUCUUCAUUCAAAAUACAUCAUGGAAUCUCGAGAAAUUAGCAAUGGCCAUUCUUUUACAACGCUAUGAUAUCACCAUCGACUGGAAUUCAAUCUUACGUGACAUCUUGCCAGUACCUUUGAUCCUCAGCCCAGAAAACAUGUCUACUUUGUAUGGUUACUUGAUCUCAUCUGGCCACUCCUUGGAGCCUUCCGAUUCCAAAUCUGCUUCGACUCCCGCUACAUCUCAUCCUGCCUCAACAAACGAACCUUCUACUCACCCUCACUUUAUCCAUACAAUCAUCACCUUUGCUUCUCCGUCUAUUUCCAAUGGGUUUUCUGUUUUCGAAUUAUAUGUUCAACUUCUCGAGAAUUUUUACUUUACACCUCAUGAGUCAAAUCCUACUCGAAAGUGUCAAGGCUUUAACCUCCUGAAUGAUUUACUGGCUUCAGCUCAUAUCACUCAAGCAGAUAAACCUAGUUUACUUACUUCUGCCACUACAUAUACCUUGAUGGUCCAAUCAGCUGCAAAAGACCGUCUGCUUCAUAAAUCCGCACGAUCAGUGCUAACCACUCUCCUCGAUCAAGCAGAACAAUCUCCAUCACUUGCACUUGGGUUUGCUACUCAUAUCAGGAAAACAUUACCUAAUUUUGAUGAACAGAGUAAUACCAAGACUUUGGAAACUCUAUUGACAUUAAUGAAGGAUGAAGAAGUUCAAAAUUGGGUACACGAAUUAAUCAAUGCUUUGGAAUUUGGUCAACCUAAUUGGUCAGAUCACGUUUCUCAAGAUGCAUCAGAUGAUGAUGGUGAUUCACCAUCAGAUCUCAUUGAUGACAAGUUUAGACAACAAACCCUUUCACAACUCUGUACUAUUAUUCAUAACCGUGCUAUCCCAAAAACUCGAAUUUGUACAAGAUCAAUCAUUUAUAUGAUCAUCUCUUGUGGCUUCUAUGGUCAAUUGACUAACCUCUGGCCUUCAGAACCUUUGAAAGCAUCCAAGCGACCCAAAACAAAUCCUGAACCGGCGAAGACUGAUCCUGCAACACCCUCACCCAACUUGGCAUUUUUUGAUUUAUGUCGAUCACGCUUUUACUCUUGCAUGUCAGAUUUAUCAUGUAAAGCACCAGAAACUGUCACCAAAGUUAUCAAGCCUAAUGGACCUCGUCAAAACAAGUCGUCUUCGAUCAGUCAACCUAAAGAUCAAUCGGGAAGUGUUGAAAAACGAUGGACAAGUGAAGCUUUAGAAAUCAUGCUCCAUCACGAAAGUAAUGGUCAACGAUCCUUGAUAGACGAGAAAAAACUUCAUGACGAUAAGCAUCAUAUUGAGUUAAAUCGGUUAAGACAAACUGCUUUGAAAUUCAGGGAUAAGCUUAAUGUGAACUUGAAGAAAGUGGGACCUAGUGACAAAGUUGAAAGUCUUGCACUUUUGAUUGAAAGUAUCCUUUUGAUGUCAUAUGAUGAUCAUGAUGAUUUACUUGAAGCUCUUGACUUACUGUUGCGGCUCGAGCCACAUUGUCAAGAAUUUUUGAGUAAAGACCUCAAGAAACCUAACGGAUUGGAUUCAUCAACUAUGGAAGUUUUGAUUGAAACCUUACUAUUUUUCUUAUCUUGGCCGAUUGCUUUUAUUCGAAAUGUGGUAGAGCAAGUGUUUUCGAACUUUACAGAUUGUAUCAAUGUUUCCAGUCUACAACUUUUGAUCGAUCAAAUGAUCCCUUCUAACAGUGCUUUGGAAGACGAUGACGAUGAAGAGGAGGUUUUAUCUGAUGAUGAACCAGAGGAGAAAGGAUCAGACGAUGACACUGAAGAAUCAUCGUCUGGUGACGACGAUGAUGAUAGCGAUAGUAUCUCAGGGAGCUCUCUUGGAUCUAUUGAUGAAGCCUUCCGAGAUGAAGUGGCCACUGCUUUGGCGAAUGCAUUGGCAAAAGAUCAAGAAGAAGAAGAAGAUUCGGAUGCUAGCUCAGAACCUGUGGACGAUGAUGAAAUGUUGGCGUUAGAUGCCAAUCUGGCUGCUCUGUUCCAAAGGCGUACUGGUGCAGCCACAUCCAAAGUUCAAAACACGCAAGAUUUACAUUUACGUCUCAAAUUGUCUGAGUUAUUUUCAAGAUUUGUUAAAUCAAAACCUGAUCCAUUACUCACCGCUCGAUUAAUCACGCCGAUGUUAAAUUUAAUUCGAAAACCUACAAGUGGAGAAGAAGAAUUGAAAAAGAAAGUGUUUAAGAUCUUAACUGAAAUCUUAAGACAACCUAUCACGAAGCUUGAUGAAGAACAAAAGAAAGCUCAACUUUUAUCACCAGAAGAAUGGUUUAAGAUUUUCAAGAAAACUUUUAUGAUUGCCCAAAGUGUUGAAGCAUCAGAUCUAUCCAAAUUCUGUAAUCAAGCAAUCCUUUGGUUAAUUAAUCUUGGAAAUUUACAUUUAUUUAAAUUUAAUUUAAUUGAAACUUCGCAUCCAAGUUCAAUUGAAUUUCAAAAACUUUAUCAAUCAUCAUUAAAAGAAUUUUGUUGUAAAAAGAAUACAAAAUUACAACCGAAAUUCUUUUUAGGAUAUUUUAAUAAAUUUUCAUUAAUUGCUUGGAAUUUAAAACAAGAUUUAUUGGAAUCGUUGGUUUCUAUUGAUACUGUAAAUGCUUAUCGUAGGAUUCAAAUUCUUAAUUUGUUACAAAGUUUGAUGAUGGCUUAUGCUGCUGAAUCUGCACCAAAUUGUGAUAGUGAUCUUUUGAAUUUUAUGCCAAGUGUUCGAACUCGUUUACUUUCUGUUCUGAAACAAGGUAUAAGUUCUUCAGGUGUAGAUGGGCCAAACAAAUCGAUUGAAAAGAAUAUGAAUACAGCCAAGAUCAAAGAAGUAUUGAAAGUUUUGACUACUUUGGUUAAAUUGACGAUUAAAUUAUCGAAAGGUCAAGAAGAAGUGAUUAAGAAGGUUUGGCCAAAAGUUGAAAUUGAAGAGAUUUUUGAAUUGAUUAAGUUUAGGAAUGAUUUAGAAGAUUCAAAAGUAUUGAAGAAAUCAUUUUUAAAGGUUUUAAAUUGUUUGAGUUUUGAAGGUGAUGUAGAUCGUACGAAAAUUGAAGAAAAUCCAAAGAAGAUCAAGAAAUCAAAAAAAGAAAAGAAAACAGAGGUUGAAGGAGAGGUUGAAAUGAAAGAAGCAGAAGCAGAAGAAAGAGAAGGAGAAGGAAAUGGAUUGGUUAAAAGGAAAGUAGAAAAAGUUGAAGAUGGAAAUGAGGAUCUAGAACAUGAAGGAAAAGAUAGAAAAUCAAAAAAGAAAAAGAUUAACAAGAAAUCAAAACAAUAGUUUUUUCUUUCUUUUCUAAGUUAGUUGAUUGUGGUAGGAUAAUUAUAGACAAAGCAAUCCAUGAAAGUUUAUGUAAUUAAUCAAUCAUAUAUAUUGAAAAAUCAUUUGACGGUGAUUCUUUUUUCAAAAAAAACUAUCUAUUGUGGGUUUCAUACUUAUUCCUUUGGGUUUUAUUCUUGAAAGAUAUUGAAGCAAGUUGGUCUGUUUACAUGAGUAUAAAUGCACAAUGAAGUUUUUUUUGUGAAACAAUC